CUCUUCUCUGUCUAUUCAACUGCUUUUUUGCUUUUAACUCUUUUCUUAUAUCCCGAGAUUUCUUUCACUCACUUGCUCCCUAAAAGACUUUCAAUCUCUCUUUUCUCUCCUCGUUACACCUUUUUUCCCCGCUCUCCUCUAUCCCACCGCCUCUACCCCUCCUCCGUGACCUACAGUCGGAGCUGUAGGCCCAUCUCAACCUUGUUAGAAAGUCUUGCUCCUGCGGCAAGACUUUCUCCUGAAAACGUUCACAAUUUCCUCCGAACUUCCUGUUCGUGACGCUGCGAAGCCUGGAAAGCGCAGAGCGUCUGUUGAUAACAAAGCUCCGCCGGAGAAGAAGAUCAUGACCGACUCCAAGAUGCAACUUGACAACCCACAGGAAACUGUGGAGUUGAUCAAGCAGGGAGAGAUUGACGAGUCUCUGUACAGCCGACAACUGUAUGUCCUCGGUCAUGAAGCUAUGAAGCGUAUGGGCUCCUCGAAUGUCCUGGUUGUUGGUUUGAAGGGCCUAGGUGUCGAAAUCGCCAAGAACAUCGCCCUUGCCGGUGUGAAGUCCCUCACCUUGUACGAUCCUGCGCCGGUUGCCAUCUCAGACCUCUCUUCUCAGUUCUUCCUUCAGCCUCAAGAUGUCGGCAAGCCUCGUGCCGAGGUGACAGCCCCGAGAGUCGCCGAAUUGAACUCCUAUGUUCCUGUCACAGUCCAUGAAGGCUCCAGCCUUGUUGACGACCUGGAGCAGCUGAAGCGCUACCAAGCGAUUGUCCUUACCUUGACGCCUUUGAAAGAACAGCUCGCUAUCGCCGACUUCUGCCACAAGAACGGUAUCUACCUCACCAUCACGGAUACUUUCGGUCUUUUUGGUUAUCUCUUCAACGACUUUGGAAAGAACUUUACGGUCGGAGAUGCUACGGGCGAGGAGCCACUCAGUGGGAUCGUGGCAAAUAUCGACGAGGAAGGCUUAGUUUCGGCACUGGACGAGACCCGACACGGCUUGGAAGAUGGUGACUUCGUGACUUUCUCGGAAGUUAAUGGUAUGGAGGGUCUUAACGGCUGUGCUCCUCGCAAGAUCACGGUCAAGGGCCCUUAUACUUUCUCUAUCGGAGAUGUGUCUGGGCUUGGCUCGUACCAGGAUGGUGGUAUCUAUACUCAGGUGAAGAUGCCCAAGUUCAUGGAUUUCGCGCCACUCCAAGAACAGCUCAAGAAGCCUGAGGUCAUGGUGUCCGAUUUCGCCAAAUUCGAUCGUCCCCUGCAGCUCCACGUUGGGGUUCAGGCGCUUCAUAAGUUUGCAGAAGGUCAUGGCGGUGACCUUCCUCGUCCCCACAAUGACAGUGAUGCUCAAGAAGUGCUGAAAAUCGCCAAUGAAAUAGCUUCCAGCCUGGAGGAAAAGGUAGAGCUGGACGAAAAGCUCCUCAAGGAGCUCAGCUACCAAGCCCGCGGUGAUUUGAACCCACUGGCCGCAUUGUUCGGAGGUAUCGCGGCGCAGGAGGUUCUGAAAGCUGUCUCCGGUAAAUUCAACCCUGUGCAUCAGUGGCUGUACUUCGACUCACUGGAGUCUCUUCCCACUUCCGUUACGCGGUCCGAGGAGGCCUGCAAGCCUCUGGGUACCCGCUACGACGGCCAGAUUGCCGUCUUUGGAAAGGAGUUCCAAGAAAAGAUCUCUAAUGUCACUCAGUUCCUGGUUGGAUCUGGUGCCAUCGGCUGCGAGACGCUGAAGAACUGGGCUAUGAUGGGCCUGGGAACUGGCCCCAAGGGAAAGAUCUACGUCACCGACAUGGACCAGAUCGAGAAGAGCAACCUUAACCGGCAGUUCUUGUUCCGCAGCAGAGAUGUCGGAAAGCUCAAGAGUGAAUGUGCCUCUGCUGCUGCAGAGGCAAUGAAUCCCGAGCUGAAGGGCAAGAUCGUCACUCUUCGUGACCGUGUAGGCGCUGAUACCGAACACAUCUUCAACGAGGAGUUCUGGGAGCGCUUGGACGGUGUGACGAAUGCUUUGGACAACGUUGACGCGAGAACGUAUGUCGAUCGUCGCUGUGUCUUCUUCAGAAAGCCAUUGCUUGAGAGUGGCACUCUCGGUACCAAGGGCAACACUCAAGUCGUCCUUCCCCGUAUCACCGAGUCCUACUCGAGCUCUCAGGAUCCUCCGGAGAAGACCUUCCCUAUGUGUACCCUGAAGAGUUUCCCCAACCGCAUUGAGCACACUAUUGCUUGGGCUAGAGAUCUCUUCCAGACGUAUUUUGUCGGUCCUCCGGAAGCCGUCAACAUGUAUCUGUCGCAGCCCAAUUACAUCGAGCAGACACUCAAGCAGGCCGGCAACGAGAAGCAGACUCUCGAGCAUUUGCGUGACUUCUUGGUGACCGAGAAGCCUUUGACUUUCGAUGACUGCAUUGUUUGGGCUCGUCAGCAAUUUGAGGCUCAGUACAACAACUCCAUCCAGCAACUCCUGUACAACUUCCCCAAGGACUCUAAGACCUCUACUGGGCAACCGUUCUGGUCUGGACCCAAGCGAGCUCCCACUCCACUGAAGUUCGACAGCUCCAACCCCACCCACCUUUCUUUCGUCAUCGCUGGAGCCAAUCUUCAUGCUUUCAACUACGGUGUCAAGAACCCUGGUGCAGACAAGGGCUACUAUAGGAAGAUCGUCGACAAUAUGAUCAUUCCGGAGUUCACCCCCAAGUCAGGCGUCAAAAUCCAGGCUAAUGAGAAUGACCCGGAUCCGGACGCUCCUGCGUCCGGCUCCUCUUUCGAUGAUGGGCAGGAGAUUCAACGGCUCGUUGAGUCGCUCCCAUCCCCCAAGUCUCUGGCUGGCUUCCGUUUGAAACCCGUCGAGUUCGAGAAGGACGACGACACCAACCACCACAUUGACUUCAUCACUGCAGCUAGCAAUUUACGUGCCGACAACUACGAUAUCCCCCAGGCCGACCGUCACAAGACGAAGUUUAUUGCUGGCAAGAUCAUUCCUGCUAUUGCCACAACUACGGCUCUGGUGACUGGACUGGUUGCGCUUGAAUUGUACAAGAUCAUCGACGGCAAGGAUGACAUUGAACAAUACAAGAACGGCUUCGUCAAUCUGGCGCUGCCCUUCCUUGGCUUCAGUGAACCUAUUGCUAGUCCGAAGGGCAAGUACCAGGGCAAGGAGGGUGAGGUCACGAUUGACCAGAUUUGGGACCGAUUUGAGUUGGACGAUAUCCCACUUCAAGACUUCCUCAAGCAUUUCUCUGAUCUGGGUCUGGAGAUCAGCAUGGUCAGCUCUGGCGUCAGUCUGCUGUACGCCAGCUUCUACCCACCAUCUAAGCUCAAGGACCGUCUUCCUUUGAAGAUGAGCAAAUUGGUCGAGCACAUUAGCAAGAAGCCUGUUCCUGAGCACCAGAAGAAUAUCAUUUUCGAGGUGACCGCGGAAGAUACGACGGAGGAGGAUGUUGAGAUCCCUUAUGUGAUGGUCUGCUUGCUCAUGUUCACGGCAUUGCCUCGUAUCCGCCAGCUGUCGCAGCAUUUCUUGCAACCCAGAGUCUACGCGGGGUUCUCCCAAGCACCAAGCUCCGUCCUCUCCGCACCAUCACCACCAGCUAUCAUUUCUUCAGCCCGCACCAUGGCGACCAACGACUCAGGCAAGAUCACCGACUGGGUCAACCCGGCCGACAAGUCCGGCGAAUUCAAGCGUCAAACCUCGGCCUUCCGCAACUUCAUCUCCAGCAAGCCCGGCGCCGAAUUCCCUCCCGAGAAGGGCCGCUACCACCUCUAUGUCUCCUACGCCUGUCCCUGGGCCCACCGCACCCUAAUCACCCGCAAACUCAAGGGCCUGGAGGACUUCAUCUCGUUCACUUCGGUGCACUGGCACCUAGGCGACAAAGGAUGGCGCUUCGCCACAGCCGACGAGGCCCAACCAGAGCACAACGUGACAUCAGACCCUCUACACGAGAACUUCACGCACCUGCGCGAUAUUUACUUCGCGGAGGACCCGAACUACGCCGCGCGCUUCACGGUACCGGUUCUCUACGACAAGAAGACGCAGCGCAUCGUCAGCAAUGAGAGCGCCGAAAUAAUCCGCAUGCUCUACCACGAAUUCGACGCCCUCCUACCAGAGCAAUACCAAAAGAUCGACCCCUAUCCCCAGGCCCUACGAUCCGACAUCGACAACUCCAACGAGUGGAUCUACAACGACGUCAACAACGGGGUCUACAAGGCCGGGUUCGCGACGACGCAGGAAGCGUACGAGAAGGCCGUGACGCAGCUGUUCGCGUCGCUGGACCGGAUCGAGAAGCACCUGGCCGAUAACAAACAGCGGCCGUAUUUCUUCGGCGACAACAUCACCGAGGCGGAUAUUAGGUUGUUCACGACCAUCGUGCGCUUCGAUCCCGUCUACGUCCAGCACUUCAAGUGUAACCUCCGCGAUAUCCGCUCCGGGUACCCCGCUAUCCAUCGCUGGCUGCGUCGGUUGUAUUGGGAAGUUCCGGCGUUUAGGGACACUACCAACUUUGAGCAUAUCAAGAAGCAUUAUACUAAGAGUCAUAAGCAAAUUAAUCCGUUUGGCAUCACGCCUGUGGGGCCUGUGCCGGAUAUUUUGCCGUUGGGGGAAGAGGUUAGGGCUGUUAUCUAGAUUUGGAUUUGAUAGGAAUUGAUGGAUGGAUCGUGGGUGGAUUUUUGAUAUGUUUUUGAGUGAUUUGCACGGUUGGAAUGAAUACAAACUUCCUGAUUACGCUCGCGGAAAUG
Messenger RNA from Aspergillus homomorphus CBS 101889, 4701 nucleotides. RefSeq names its product E1 ubiquitin-activating protein ubaA (gene ubaA). The transcript has 10 exons. Gene Ontology annotation, molecular function: ubiquitin-like modifier activating enzyme activity; glutathione transferase activity. Bases 344 to 4588 code for a protein of 1414 amino acids. Lineage: Eukaryota; Fungi; Ascomycota; Eurotiomycetes; Eurotiales; Aspergillaceae. Gene Ontology annotation, biological process: protein modification process. Gene Ontology annotation, cellular component: cytoplasm. The record is from RefSeq and is a predicted model, not a curated record.